This is a messenger RNA of Schistosoma margrebowiei, 11097 nucleotides long. The record is from the annotation of a GenBank genome assembly. Lineage: Eukaryota; Metazoa; Platyhelminthes; Trematoda; Strigeidida; Schistosomatidae.
CACACAUUUAUAGAACAGUAACUUUUCAUUAGUAAUAUAUUAAAAAAGAAAUAAAUAAAUCUAUUUACUCUCUAUAGUUGGAUUAUAAUAUCAAUUCAUCUAGGUAAAGUUAUAAAACGGGAAAACAAAAAUUAAACCGUGGAAACAAGGAUUACGUAAUCAAAGAAAAAGAACAUUGAACCAUUUCAAUAUACUCACUUAUCUUCUUUCUCUCUCUCUCUCUGGGUGUAUGUGUUUGUGUGUGCGUCUAUGUUGAUAUAGAAACAUAAUUGUGUGGUUGAUUUCAUUUAAAAUAAAAUAAUUAAUCAACUAAUAAACUGAACAAAUGAAUUCUUUCAUUAAAGUUUUAUAUUCAUUUUCAUUAUGGAAUUAUAUAAUACCAUUAUUAGUAAUAUUGAACAUCUCAGAAAAUAAUGCAACAUUUGCCAACAAUUUGCUUAAUGACAAGAUACGACUAGUUGACGGAAAUCAAUUGGCGCAUGUUCUAUUAAAUACGAAUAAUUUACAAAAUCAUCAUCAUCAACUCAUAGCUAAAUCUGUGAUUGGUUCACCCUACUUAAAUAUUGAUCCUAAUGGAUUACCGACAAGUAUUGAAUUUCCAGCUGAACCAGUGAGUGGAUUGCUUUUAACUCCUGCCAUAUUGGAACAAACGAAUGAACUAUUGAAUCAGUUCAAUACAUUUGGUUGUCCAUGGAAUUUAACAGCAUGUGUCUCAGGUGAAUUUACUAUUCGAUUUGGUUUAUUACCUGAACAAACGAUACCAAAUUCUAAAACUCACAUCCUUAGCUUUAUAGCUUCAUAUUUUAUUAAUCAAGAAAAAAUACCAUGGUUACUUGAAUUUUAUAUUUUCACUGAUCAUUUAUUAAUUAUUAAUUGGAAUCAAUUAUCCAAUAAAUCAAUAUCCAAUAUUAUCAUUCCAUUAACAAUAAAUCAAUGGAAUAUUAUAGAAACAACAAUUAAUUUAAAUAAUAAUUAUCUCAUUGUUAAGAAUAAUAAUCGACAAUAUAAAUCUAAUAAUAUUUCCAAUGAUAAUCAUGAAUAUCCAUGGAUACCAAUAGUUACUAUGGAUAAAAUGGAAUCAUUCAAACAAUUUAUUGGUUUAUUAUUUGGACAUGCUACUCAAUUACAAAUGAAUACUAAUCAAUCAAUUAUUAAUUAUGCUAUAAAUAAUUUCUAUAUUGAAUCAUCUGAUAUAGUGAAAUAUCGUAAACCAAAAGAUUUAAUGAAUGUCUUAGAUCAAAUACCAACUAAUCCAAUUAAAUAUAUAUCAUCAGUGAAUUUCCCUGAAGGAAGUUUUGUACGUUAUGAUUUUAUGAAUCGUUUACAAAGAACUGUUGAAGAAGAAGUAUUAACAAUUAAUUUUACAUUACCAUUUGGUGUUACAUCGGGUUUAUUAUGGUUUAGUGAAAGUGAUCAAUCAAAAAGUUAUGUAUAUAUAAAGAAUUCAUUACUCUAUUAUAUAUAUGCAAUUACUGAUCAAACUGGUAAAGCACAACGUACAGUAACUGAAGAGAUAUUUUUAAAUUCAUCAUUAAUUCCAGAAAAACCGCAAGUUUUACAACUUAUUCGAGAUCGAGAUAAUCUGACAAUUACACUUGAUCAUCGUAGCCAAGCAAGUAGAUCAAUCGCUGGUCGAGCACCUUUAGUAUCGACUGAUGGAAAAGUUUAUCUUGGCGGGUCAGUUGAUCCAAUCAAAGAUACUGAAGGCAAAGUGGAUAAAACUUUCCAAGGACGUAUUACAAAGGCUGAAAUAACAAGAAAAGGUGAUAAAGAUGUUAAUCUUUUAAAUGUAUUAAUUGAUCCUAAUUGGAAAGAUUCUAUUCAACCAACUGGUAUUACAGAUGUUAGAUUUCGUUUACCUAAAGCUCAACUUAUUAUUGGACCAACUUCAUCAAAUAAACGUUUUACAUCAUUAGAAUCAGAAUUUUCACGUAUACCAGUACCAAUUACAUUUAUGGGUACAGAUGAUUCAAUUGUACGAUUUGAUACAUGGAAUUUUGAAUUAUAUAGAUCAUUUGAAAUUAAAUUUUCUACUUAUGAACCAAAUGGAAUAUUAUUCUUUGUUGGACCUGAUCAAGAACAUAGAGAUUUUGUUUGUGUAGAAUUAUUCGAUGGAAAUGUUUAUUUUGUUUAUGCAGUUGGUGGACAUUAUAAACAUAUUCGAUUGAAUCCACCUAAAACAGUUGUGAAUGAUGGAGGUAUUUAUAGUGUAUAUGUAUCACGUAAUGCACAGCAUAGAUUUACUGUAAAAUUCAAUAAUCAAUUAGUCGAUGUUGAAGAGGGUAAAGAAGCGCAUCAAGCUGCAUUUGCUACAUAUACUUAUAUUGGAAGUAUUGAUAAUGUGGGUCGUUUACCAUGGCAUGUUUGGUCACGUGAAAAUUUUGCCGGUUGUAUUCAUUCAAUAUUAGUAAAUGAAAAUAGUUAUUUGGAUGUUUCAUCUCGAAUGAUUCAACAUACUGAUAUUGGUAAAGGAAUUCGUUUAGGACAAUGUGAAGUACCCAAACAACGUUGUAAUGAAAAAAUCUGCGGUGGUGGACGAUGUUCCAGGCGUUCAUAUCCAUUUUUAGAAGAAUUAAAUUUUGCUUGUGAUUGCAGUGAAUCGGAUAAAACAUUUCCAGAGAAAACUAUGGAUAUUCGACGAUCUGUCGGAUGUGAUCGAGAUGCUCCAAUACUUGAAAUGGAUGGUGAUAUGGUAUAUGUAGUUGAUUUUGAAGAACAAAUCAAUAAAUUAAUUACACAUACAGAUGAUAUUAGUUUACAAUUUAAAACAGAAACUAAUCUCCAUGGACAAACGGAUCAUUUACCAUUAUUCUAUUCAGUAUCUCGGGCUGAUAAAUCAUAUUUUCGUGUAGAUUUAGUUAAUGGACAAAUACGUGUUCAAACCAAUAUUAAUCAUAAAGGCAAAUCAAAUGCAUUCGAGGAAUUCUUUCUUCCAAGUGCUACAUUAAAUGAUAAUCGUUGGCAUACAUUACAUAUUGCACGUCGUGCUGAUUAUAUUGUCAUCUCUGUUGAUAGAGCUUCAAUAACUGGGAAAAUUCCUCUCCUUGAUCCUCAUGAUACAUUUCAAUUAAUAGCUCAACAAAUUUAUUUAGGCAGUGCUGGUCCACCAAAUUUUGGUUAUUAUCAAGAUAUUGAUACAAAGAAAAUUAUGUUACCACCUGGACCAAAAUUUGUUGGUGAAUUUAGAAAUUUUUAUUGGAAUCAAUAUGAUUUAAUUGGUACUAAAUUAUUUCCAACUAAAUAUACUACACAUUUAUUAAAUCCACCAGCAAUUCGACAUAAAUUUCCUAUAUGGCCAAGACAACAAACUUAUUCAAUUACAUGUAAAUCUGGUUUAAUUUAUGCUCAUAUGAAUAAACCAAUUACAAUGAAAAAUGGUGGAGAUACAUGGUUAAUUGAAUUUAAAACCAAUUAUGAUGGUGUAUUAUUUCGAGCUCGUGAUAUCAAUAAUCCUAGUGGAAUUCAUAUUACAGCUAUGAUUCUUAAUGGUCGUAUACAUAUUAUCUAUUCAAUUCAUGAUCAACAAGGUGUUUAUCAAAUUACUUCUGGUCCAGGUGCUGAUAAUGUUGCUGAUGGUAAUUGGCAUCGUCUUGCAAUUACUCUACGAAAAUAUAAUAAAGAAAUUCUAGCCUAUCUAGAUGGUUAUUCAAAUGAGUAUCUAGUUGGUAAAAAUGUUCGUGUGGAUUUAUUAUCACAAUUUGAUAUAUUUUUUGGUGGUAUACCAGAACAUGAAUGGUUAACAUUACUUAAUUUAUUACGUCGUUAUGCAAUGCAUUCAUUAGAACGAAGUGAAGCAAAAGAUGGUCAACAACCAUCAUUAACCGGUUGUAUUGGAUCAUUUAAUAUAAGAGCAAAUAAUUUCACUGAUAAUUUAUUAAAAUUAUAUGAUAGUUAUUUAACUGCUUAUCCAGCUAAUGAAUUAAUAAGAGGCUAUUGUAUGGAUUUAAAACGAUGUACACCAUCUUAUUGUCAUCAUGGUGGAUUAUGUCGACAAAUAUCGGAUAAUGAAGUUCAAUGUAUAUGCAGUGGAACUGGUCAUGAAGGACCUAGAUGCUCAAAUCCAAUCACUGAAUGUCCACCAGGUUAUUGUAAAAAUAAUGGACGAUGUAAAAUAGUUAAUGGUCAACCAAUAUGUGAUUGUUCUAAUACAGGUUAUACUGGAACAAUGUGUGAAAUUAGUCCAUGUAGUAGUGGAACAUAUUGUCAUAAUAAUGGACGAUGUUAUAUGAUUGGUUCAGUUGCUGCUUGUGAUUGUAAAGGAACUGGUUUCACUGGACCAAGAUGUCUUGAAUCGAUUUGUACACCAGGUUAUUGUGGUUAUGGAGGUGUAUGCACAGUAGAUCCACGUACGCAACAACCAGUAUGUAAUUGUCGUGGAACUGGUUACACUGGAACACGUUGUGAAACUCGUAUAUGUCCUGUUAAUUAUUGUGAAAAUUAUGGUGAAUGUAAAGUAGGUCCUGAUGAUCGUCCAACAUGUGAUUGUUCCAGAACUAAUUAUGCUGGUCCUACAUGUAAUAUACCAUUAUGUCCACCAAAUUAUUGUACUGGACAUGGUAUUUGUGUUGUGCGUCAAAGAAAUCCUACAUGUGAUUGCUAUCCAGGAUAUAGAGGACCGCGAUGUGAAAUUGAAGUAUGUCCAUCGAAUUACUGUAUGAAUGGUGGUACAUGUUACCCUGGUCCAGAUCAUAAACCACAUUGUACAUGUCCAGCGAAUUUUGAAGGGGAACAAUGUGAAAUGAGAAAAAUAUGCCCACCAGAUUAUUGUUUACAUGGUGGAAGAUGUACCAUGAAUAGAGGUAUACCAAAGUGUGAUUGUUUAGGCACCGAUUAUAAAGGUACACAAUGCGAAAUACCUGAAACUUGUCCAGUCGGUUAUUGUCAAAAUAAUGGUGUUUGUUCAGUGAAAAGUGGUAGUUAUGUAUGUGAUUGUACUGGGACAGGAUAUCGUGGACGAACAUGUACAGAGCCUAUAACAUGUCCACCAAAUUAUUGUAAUAAUGGUGGUAUUUGUUCAGUUCUACCUGGAAAUGUUUAUCGAUGUGACUGUUCAAUGACAGCAAGAACUGGACCUCAAUGUGAUUCCAGUGCUCAUGGUAUUCAUAUUGGAUAUGAAAGAGAUGGUUAUCUUAUUUAUAAUUUAAUACCAUCUAUACGUACAGUUGAUGAUAAUGUAACAUUUGGUUUUAAAACUUAUAUGAAUUCUGGUACAUUAGUGACAUUUUUAACAACCGAUGGAAAAUAUUGGGCUAUUAAAUUACGUGAUGGUCGUGUCAUUGUUGAUACAGGUGGGAAAAUUACACAUGAUUUCGGUAUGCGUUCAAAUGAUGGAAAUUAUCAUAUUAUAAAUAUUGAACGUAAAGGACGAACAAUGAUUGUUACACAAGAUGGUGAAGUACUAAGAUUAUCAUUACAAGAUUUAGUCAAUCCAUAUGAUAAUAGUCUUACUUACAACGCUAUUCAUUUAGCUGUAGAUGAGAAAAAAUCUGAUAUAUUCCGUGGAGUAAUCGGAGGAUUACAUUGGAAUGGAAGAUAUCCAAUUGAUGAUUUAAAUGCACGUAUAGUUACAUCAACUGGUACAGUGACAAUUGUAUCAACACCAGGUUUUCAAAUACAUCCACCAAGACCACAACCUGAAUGUAUAGCUGAUUAUUGUUCAAAUGGUGGUCGAUGUUAUGCAGAAAAUUAUCAACGAAAAUGUGAUUGUCGAUAUACAGCAUAUAAUGGAGCAAGAUGUGAAAGACAAUCUCGUGGUUUUAUGCCACAGAUACCAGAUAAUGGAGCUUUUGUUAUUUAUCAAAUUCAACCAUUAAAUCGAACAAAUCGUGAUCAAUUAAGAGUUGCUUUUCAAACAUGGUAUAAUGAUGGUCCAAUUGUACGUGUUGUACAAACAGAUGGUUCAUAUUAUGAAGUCUAUUUACGUGAUGGAAAACUAUACGCCGAUAUCAAUGGUGCAGAAUUCACUCUUAGUAAACCAUCACAAAUAUUUAAUGAUGGUCGAAUGCAUGUGAUUACAAUGGAUCGAGAUAAAGCACGAUUCAAUUUCACUAUAGAUGGACAUCAUACAACACAUUAUGUACCUGGUAUUGUCUCUGUGGACGGUUCAUUAAUAUCACAGGAGAUAAUUCUUGGAGCUGAUCGAACUUAUCAAAAUACUUUCAAAGGUGUAAUUGGUGCUUUCUACUGGAACGGACAAUAUUUAAUUAACCAAGUUGGUUCACUAGUCUCCAAUACUAAAGUCAUGGUGGCUCCAGGUAGAAAUGUUGCUAAAAAUAUGGAUGAAAUAGUUGUGGUGCUUAUGCCUGAAUUAUUAAAACCAAUUAAACCAAGCAUUCCUGAUAAUAAACCAUUACCGGAAGUUCUACCAGAUGGUAUAAUAGCAGGUGGUGUUGUUAUGCCUGGUUUAGGUAAUAGAAAUGAAGAUCAUGGAGGUGUAAUUCAUAUAUCUGAUGGUAAUAUCUAUGGCGCUGGUGCAACUGGAAUCAAUGCCGGUACUGGAUUGAUUCUUUCUCAAGCUGGUGGAUUAUUUGGUUUAGGCGGUGCUAUGAUUGAUGGUCUAUUAGCUGGAUUACUAUUAGCUUUGUUAUUAUUAAUCUCUGCUUUAAUAUGGGCGUGCUGGCGAUGUAAACCUGGAUGUUGUGGUUGGUGUACUGGUAAAUCAAGCGGAUUAGCUGGACGUAGUGCAUGGAGUCGAUUAGCUGCGAUAUGUUGUGCUGCUCCUGAAAGCGCUAUUAUUGUCAAAGAAAAGAAACAUUUACUGAGUGAUAAUGGCAACAUAGGCAUAGUAGAUGGAGCAGCGACUGGUGGUAUGACUGCAACAAGUCUACAAUCAUUACAAACUCAAUCACGUAUAGUUAAAGCGCCUCUAUCGGUAACCAGCUAUCCUAUAGGACAUAAUCAUAGAUUAGAUCUGACAGAUCAAAUUGGAGCAUCAGGUAUUUCCACUAUACGUAUUGAUCAACCAGUAAUGGAUGAUUUAAGCGCACGUCAAAAUGUCUACAAUAUGGAAGGUAUGAAAGUUGACUGUGUUGUCAUUACUAAGAAUAGUAAAUAUGUUGUAACUGGAUCUGGAAUGGGACCACCACAAGUAUGGGAUACUCAGUCUGGUGAUUUAUGCAAAAUUAUGGAUGGUCAAGAAUUUGGUUGUACAGAUUUACAUUUAGCUUGUGAUGAUUCUGUUCUAGUCGCUCAAGUAUUAGAUGAUAUCACUGGAUUGGAUACAUUAAAUGAACCAAGUGAAAUUCGUGUAAAACGUCUACAGUUAUGGGAUUUUGCUACAGGUCGACAACUUGAAAUGCCAAUUGAAAUUAUGUGUACAGCUACUUGUAUUACACGAUCCAGUGAAUAUGUUAUCAUUGCACAAGUUACACAAGAAGGACCAGCUAUAUUAGUAUGGAAUUUAACUGGUAAUCAAUCAGAUCAUAUUAUUCCAUAUCAUCCAGUCAAUCCAUUAUUAAAAGAUUCUAUUUCAUAUUUGAAUAUUUCAUUGGAUGAUCGUUUAGUUGUUGCUGGAUUAAAUAAUCCAACUGAUGAAUUAGCUUACUUUAUGGUAUUUGAUUUAACUGCUAGUUAUGUGGGUAUACAUCAACCGAAAUUUAUCACAUUUAAUGCUAAAGCUGAAGCUACCGAAAUCAUUGGAAAUGAUGAAGCUGUGACAGGUACACGUCGAGGUGAAUUAUUUGUAUGGAAUUUAUUAACUGGACGAGUUAUGCGUCAAAUACAAAUUAGUGCAACAUUAGAAGGUGGUAAUUUAACUAUGUUACCACCACAUAAUGAAACAAUCCAUUGUGUUAAAUUAUCUACAGAUGGACAUUAUUUAGUAACUGGAUCACAAGAUCAAACAGCUAGAAUAUGGACAAUGCCAGAUGAACGUUUAUUGCAUACAUUAGAAGGACAUGCUGAUGAUGUACUUAGUGUAGCUAUUUCAUUAGAUUCAGAAGUUGUUGUUACUGGUAGUUGGGAUGGUUCAAUACGUGUAUGGCGUGUACGUGAUGGUAAUCAAAUGUGUUGGUUUACAUCAAAUAUUGAAAUAUUACAAGUCAAAAUAAGUAAUGAUAAACGUGCAUUAGUUGCAUUAGGUGAAAGAAGUGGACAUCGUAAAUUAAUUAUGUUACAAGUAUUACGUAAUCGUACAAGAACAACAACUAAUUUACGUACAGCUGGUUCACGUAUUAAUUCAUCAUUAUCACCGCCAACACCAGGUUAUUCACCAUCAUCUCCUGUGAUUAUGGCAUAGAAAUAAAUAAGAAUAAGAAAAAAAAGAAAAAGAAACAAAGAGAAGAAAAUGAUUUUCUACUAAUUAUUAUUAUUAUCAUAUUUAUCCAGUAUUAAUCUCAAUGGAAUCGUUUCAUCCAUAUUCUUCUUCUUCUUCUUUAUUUUUUCCAUUGUCAACAUCAAUGCUUACACUAUUACAUCAUCAUCAUCAUCAUGAUGAUCGAUCUCAAUUCAUUUAGGAGUUAUGAAAUUAUUCUAAUAACAUUGUUUUUGCUAGAAAUAUACAUGUCAAUACUACUUAUAUUCUUAUUCUUACUAUUAUUAUGAGUAUUAUUAGUAGUAUUUAUGAUGUUCAAUAAUACCGAGGUUGAUAAACAAACAAGACAAUGUCACUUUAUUUUCUUUAGAUCAUAUCUAUCUAUCUAUCAAUCUAUCUAUAUUAUCUAUUCAACUCCAACAGACACUAAGAAUAGUUAUAAUGAAAUUACAUAUACAUUUCUUUGUUAUUAUUAUUGUUGUUGUUGUAAAACAAUCGCUUUCAAUAUUCAAUAAUCAAUUGAACCAUUUAUUUAUUCAAUCAAUCAAUAGAUCGAUCGAUCAAUCAAUCAAUCAAUAAUCACUAUGUUAUUUCGAUCAAAUACGGACAUCAAAUUGAUCGAAAUGAUUUUUAAAAAAAAUCGUUUUGCUUUCACAUUGUGUCUUAUUUUUUUUUGUUUGUUUGUUGCUAAGACAGGAUUUUCUACCCAACAACGUCUAUUAUUCUUUAAAAAAAAUAAUCGUUCAAUGUCUACCAAUAUACAUAUGAAUACAUAAAGUGCAUUUAAUAAAACAUUAUUUUAUUCAGUGCUAAUUUCCUUCUAAACAGAACUCUACUCCACUCCGCUCCACUACACCCCAUCCCCCACACAUAUACAUACACACAUACGUGCACGCAUACAGUUUAGUUGAUUUAUUUUUUUUCUCUUUUAAGUUUCGUCUUUAUUUUCUUCGUCUUCUUCUUCUUCCUCUUCAGUUUUAUAUCUUUUUUACAUCAUGAGAAUAAAUAAUGGGAAUUUUUAUUUAGGGACAAAAAAAAACCCCCCAGGUUGUAUUCAAUAUUCACUUGAAUUAUUUUCUUAACUUAGUUGCUAAGUGGUAAAAAUAAACAACAAAUUAAUUAUUCUUUCAUAUACAGAUAUUUACAUUUGUAUAUGAGAAUAAUAUCUAGUUGUUGAUUGAUCAUUAUGUAUGUUCUUCUAAUAUCAAAGAUUCUUUCUUUUUUUUGGAUGAUGAUGAUUGGAAUAUGAUUGAUAGUUUAUUGAUUUGUUUAUUGAUAAUCAUUGUGUUUUCAUACUAAAUUGAUUGAUAUAAUCUUAUGUUUGAAAUAGAAAGGUUAAAAUGCCAUAAUCUCUAUGAUGUGUGUAAUUCUUAUCCUUUAAAAUGGGCUUAGUAACAACUAUUCUCUUAUAUAUAGGUUUUAUAUACAUUCUAAUACAUACAUAUAUACAUACAUACAUAUAUAUAUAUAUAUAUAAUGCGGUCUAUUUUUAGAAGUUUACCCAAACGUUUCUUAUUCCAAUUAGAGAAGAAAAAAUAAAUAAAUAAACAGAAUUAGUAACUAUGCUGAGGAUACUGUUUUGUGAUUGGUUAAUUAAUUAUAUCAGGUUUUCUAUUCUCCAUAUUAUACAUUAAUUAAGUAACCAAACUAUUUUUGGCUGAAGUUUUUCUUUUUCUUUCACUGAACUCUUUCAACUAUUACACAUGAAUAUUUACAUAUGACAUAAUAAGUAGAAAACAAAAAAGAAGAAGAAGCAGAAGAGAAUGGUGAAACAUUCUCUUUAUUUUAUUUGUCAAUAUGAUUGUUUUAUUGAUUAUGUUUUUCUCUCUUUUAUUCUUUUCUUUGUUCUCUUUUCUUUUCUUUUUCUCAUUGAUAUUAAAUCUUUUAUUCACAUAUAUAUAUAGUUUAUUGUUUAUGAAACUAUUCUAUGAAAAUGAGUUUUAUUCAUUUAUGACAUAAUUCAUAUGCUUGAUUGUGUUGAAUUCAUUCGAUGAAUUCAUUUUGCCUAGAUAUUGCUUAUCUAUUUAUCUAUCUAUCUAUCUAUAAUCCUGUAUACAAGAUAUGUCAUAUAUGGAUAGGAUUAUUUAUAUACUGACUAUUUUCAUCUACUGAACUACCUAAUUCUUUGACUAUUGAAGGAAUGUUGUUUUUUUCUUUUAUUCACCAAUCAGAAUGUUGCUUUUAUGGAAGAUGUUGAUGAUAUUGAAUUGAUGAAAAUAAUAAACAAUGAAUAUAUUUAAUUAGCUAGUUAUAUUAUGUAAUAAUAAUUAUGAUUAUUAUUAUUAUUAUUGUUACUAUGUGCCUUCUUAGCCAGUUUUUUUUCUUUUUAUGGUUUUCUUUUCAUAAUGUAUCAUGUAUAUUUUUUUCUUUAAAUCAAUCAAUCAAUAAAUCGAUUUAUUUGAACUCUGAUAAAAAGUUUAAAAAGAAAAGAAACUUUACAGAUCAGCAAUUCUUACAGGUUAUAUUAACUUACCCCCCGCCCUCCGCCCCCCCCCCAAAAAUGAAACCGUAAUCUGUAAAAGAAGAAGAAAACGAGAAAAACUUUUCUGAUUAUCAUAAACACAUUUAUACAAGUUGAUUGUUUAUCUAUUUACAUAUGCAUGUAUUCUAUUCUAUUAUAUAUAUGAUAAAAGAAAUUCUCAAUAAUGAUUAACAUGUUGAACAGAGAAAACAGUUUGCCUUCUUCAGAUAGUCGGCUGUUUUUCUUUUUCUUCUUCUUCUGAUGAUGAUGAUGACGAUGAUGAAGAUGAUAUAGUCCUAUAACGAUUAUUGACUAUUAUUGAUCUUUUAAUGUUAUUAUUAUUACUAUAUUAUCAUGUUUCUUGUAAAAGACAACUUUGCUUAUA